This is a messenger RNA of Erigeron canadensis, 1158 nucleotides long. Its product is annotated as histone-lysine N-methyltransferase, H3 lysine-9 specific SUVH5-like. Lineage: Eukaryota; Viridiplantae; Streptophyta; Magnoliopsida; Asterales; Asteraceae. The record is from RefSeq and is a predicted model, not a curated record. The coding region runs from base 1 to 1158 and encodes 385 amino acids. The transcript has a single exon.
AUGGAAGUGUUAGAUAACACAUAUGAGCCUUUCGUUUCUAUAAAACGACAACUAGCUGCUGUCGAUGAUCGUGAGCUUGAAGAUUUUGUGGAAUCCAGAAGAACAGUGUCGAAAUUCCCCCCUCCGGGAGUACAAGUUGUUCGUGAUUUCCCCCCUGCAGGUUGUGGAAUCAAACUGGAGAGGAAGCCUUUGAAUAAUCUAGAUAAUCGGAACUUAUGUGAGAAUAUAUCAUCUAAUGACAUAAAAAAAAAGUUUAAGGGUUCUACACCUAUUGAGAAUAAUAUUGAAUACAAAUGCUACAAUCCCAAAAAACUUGAGCAAACUAAAUCUAAUUGUUCAAGACCUUCUGGCAAAGUAAAAUGCUUGGAACUCCCAUGUUUAAAGAAGGGUGAGAAGAAUAAGUUCAAGUUUAAACCCAAAGAAAGGGUGAAAAAGAAGUCUUAUUUUGCGUCAAGGCCACCAAGUAAGGUCAAACCUUGGGAUCCCACUUCAUUGAAGAAGUCCAUAACGAUUGUAUCGAGGGAGGAGGUAGUUCAACGUGGAAAGAUCAAAGAAUUAAUUGAUUUGUUUAACGACUUAUAUGAUCAAAAAUCAUUUGAAGAUAAGUCAGUGCAUUGGAAGACUGCCCAACAUGAAGUAGCCAGGAUAGUUAAACAAAAGUUAAAAUGGAUAGAGCCCGAAAAGGUAUUAGGCUCAGUUUGUGGGGUUCGAAUUGGUGAUAAGUUUAGGUUUAGGUUACAGCUUCAUAUGAUUGGUCUCCAUCGCCAACUAGAAUCAGGAAUAGAUUAUACGGAGAUCAACGGGAAGAAUCUAGCUAUUAGCAUCGUUGACUCACAUCGAUACUUGAAUGAGAGCAUAUCAAGUGAUAUGCUGAUUUAUUCCGGUCAUGGUGGUAUUGGAUCAUGGGGUUGUAAUGUACCCAUAAAAGAUCAAAAACUUGAAAAAGGUAAUCUUGCUUUAAAGAACAGCAUGGAUGAAAAAAAUCCAAUUCGGGUAAUUCGGAAAGUUGAAGUGGUUGGGAAGAGUGACGUCUUUUUGUACGAUGGUUUUUACUAUGUGAACCGUUAUACAGAAAAACUAAAUAAUGCAGGUAAGAUUGAGUUCCGAUUUAAGCUAUUUAGAUUACCUGGCCAACCUGAAAGUUCAAUAAAUUUUUAA